AUGACGAGCGAAUCACCUUCGAUGAGCGCCAGUAAGCGCAGCUCGGCAACAUCAAAUCUACGUCACAGCCAAACCGCACGACCAAGCUCGCCGCAGACACCACAGCAACAACUACGCUCAGGCAACACCUCAUUCACGAGCACGACAUCUCCGGGCUCGUCCUUUCGAAAUGAAGAAGAUGCGAUCAUAUUCGAGAUAGGCGCGCGAUGGCUCCGUGCAGGCUUUGAAGGAAACAGUGCACCCGCAUGCGUGAUUGGAUUUGGACCCGAGGACUCGAGGAGAGUGGGGGACUAUCGGGGAUGGAUUCAGGGGAGCAUGGGAGCUGGACGGUUAGCCCAGCCUGUCGACGCAGAGGAAUGGACACGGCCAUACGAAUUGUGGAGGCCGGACUCGCGGGAAGUCGAUCUGGGUUUGGUCGAGGACAAGAUUGAGCGCGCGUUCCGCGAGACCUAUAACCAGUACCUGUUGACGGAUGCAGGUACAUCUCGCCUGGUUCUUGUCCUUCCUUCUCUUAUGUCACAUCCGUUGCUUUCGUCAUUACUAUCUACGCUCUUCAGUCGCUGGCGAUUUCCGAGUGUCACCCUUUUGUCCAGUGCGACUAUGUCGGCUACCGCUGCUGGACUGCGGUCUGCUCUGGUAGUUGACCUUGGGUGGGCUGAAACCACGGCAACCGCCAUUUACGAAUACAGAGAUAUGAUUACACACAGGACGACACGAGCCAUGAAACAAGUGAUGCAGGAGAUGGGUCGAAUUCUCAGUGAAUUGGCGUCUGACGGGGACCAAAAUGAUGACGCAGAGGACGAAAUAUCUGUGGGAUUUGCCUACUGUGAAGAGGUGGUCAGUCGUUUUGCCUGGUGUAAAUUGCAGGCAGAAGACAGCUCGGCAUCAGAGCAGGUAUUGGCAAUCCCGUCUCCAGCAAAUCCCCAGCAAGAAUACAUGGAUGUGUCGUUCGCGCGUCUCGCCGAACCUGCUGAGAAGGUCCUAAUUGCAACGGGCACCGCCGAGCACGAAAUGGAUGAUGAAGAAAAGUCAAUUCCCCUGCUCAUUUACAACACUCUCCUUACAUUGCCUCCUGACGCACGUGGCACAUGCAUGUCACGCAUUGUCUUCGUGGGUGGCGGUGCUCGAAUUCCGGGGCUGCGUCAGCGAGUCCUCAAGGAAGUCUCCCUCUUACUUGACAGACAUGGCUGGAGUGCAAUUCGAGGCAAAGCCCUCGAGCGGCAGCGGCAGAGAUUGGAGGAUCUGAAACUUUCAGCUCGUGCUCCUUCAAGCGGCACUGAGACACCUCAGAGUAACGAGAAAGCUGCAGCCAAGGAGGAUGCUUCUUCGGGAGACGAAGACAAGCCAGAUCCCUCCAAGGAAGAGCCUGAACUAGAUUUUGUGGAACAAAAGCUUCGUCGCCAGAACAAAGACAUUCCAGUUCCCGUUCAGGGGGUCUUACGCGAAGUCGAAUCCCUUGGACCGUGGGCUGGUGCAAGUCUGACCAGUAGUUUGAAGAUCCGGGGCAUGGUGGAGAUUGAACGAGAACGGUUUCUACAGCACGGAUUGGCCGGAGCUACACGAGAUAUCGAGCAUCAUGUUUCUGAUCGUCGAUCGGGCUUGAGAUCUGGUGAUCGGUCAAGUUGGACCUUGGCCGGCUGGGCAUGA
This is a messenger RNA of Penicillium nucicola, 1647 nucleotides long. Its product is annotated as putative actin-related protein RO7. Lineage: Eukaryota; Fungi; Ascomycota; Eurotiomycetes; Eurotiales; Aspergillaceae. Bases 1 to 1647 code for a protein of 548 amino acids. The record is from RefSeq and is a predicted model, not a curated record. The transcript has a single exon. Gene Ontology annotation, biological process: microtubule-based movement.